AUGGCCCGUUUCGUCGCAUCAUUGUUCCUGCUUGCGGGCUGUGCCGCGCUUUCCUUUGUCGGCCCGCUGCCAGGUCGCCGAAGCACAGCCCUCCGAGCAACAAACGGAGACCAGGAAGCCGUGAGCACGGAUACGCAGGCUCCAGAAAAGCUGGAGCAAGCAGCCUUGCCUACACGCUUUGGUAGUGCUUUGCUUGCAAUGCUCGUGGCGGUCGCCUUCGCCUGGCUGCCUGUCCAGGAGGCACAGGCUGCUCGGUCUGGUGGACGCAUUGGUGGCUCUGCCGGUGCUGUGCGCCGUGCACCACCCCGUGCACCUCCGCGAGCCCCAGCUGCUGCCAGCAGCAGCAAUACCACAGUCAUCAACAAGACCACAGUCGUGGCUCCCCCGCCAGUGAUGGCAGCACCAUCAGUCGGCUUUGGGAUGGGCGUCGCUCCCGUCCCGGUUGUCGUGGCGCCUCCCCCAACGGUUGGUGACGUCAUCGUGGGAAGUGUGGUGGGUGGUGCCAUCAACAAUGCCAUGUAUGGCGGCCACCACAGCGGGCCCAGCACGACCGAUCGAAUGCUGGAGAACCAGCAGCGGCAGGAUGAGCGACAGAUCGACAACCAGCAGAGGGAGAUCGAGCAACUCAAGGCUGAGCUGAACUCUUUGAAGGCACAGAAGUGA
Messenger RNA from Symbiodinium necroappetens, 663 nucleotides. NCBI's taxonomy places the organism in Eukaryota, Dinophyceae, Suessiales, Symbiodiniaceae. The record is from the annotation of a GenBank genome assembly.